Protopterus annectens (West African lungfish) is the source of this 2233-nucleotide messenger RNA. It is a transcript of the gene CXXC5, whose product is annotated as CXXC finger protein 5. The transcript has 3 exons. The record is from RefSeq and is a predicted model, not a curated record. NCBI's taxonomy places the organism in Eukaryota, Metazoa, Chordata, Ceratodontiformes, Protopteridae. Gene Ontology annotation, molecular function: methyl-CpG binding; zinc ion binding. Gene Ontology annotation, cellular component: nucleus. The coding region runs from base 744 to 1568 and encodes 274 amino acids.
CAAGACCACCAUGCAUAUUUUGAAUAAUAAAUGAUCAUUUUGCAUACACCUGACAUUUGGGAUGGGGAUGUUGAAAAUGAUAGUUGGAAAUACCUGCAAGUCUAUUCAUGGCUGUGAUUCAUACUGCUCGGGCAAAUUUAGAAUUAAUAAUGAAUACAUGCAUGCAGCCAUCAUGUGUUGCCAACCAACAUGACUAUGUUAUGGUGUGGCCGCUCAGAGCUUAUCAUCUAUGAAAUGUCAAACUGGCGACCUAGUCAUUUGCCUGAUGAUCGACGGUCAGUUUGUCCAGCAAGGACUACCACUUGUCAAAAUCCACUUCGGUUUUUGUGGGCAGCUACAAAAAUCUCUGAAAUGUGUUCCUAUGUACUUCCAGAGCGAUCGGGGAUGUAGAGGUGGGUUUGAGGGAAUCGUAAGGUUGGAGCCCACUCACUUUUUUAUAUGUCGAGACCUAGGCAUUCCUUUCAGCCAAGGAUCGGACGUACAAUAUUUGCUACAAUAUCUGCUGCUUGUGAAUGUUCUAGUUUUUGGUCCACUUUGGUGCUUUACUUGAAUGCAGAAAGCCGCAGCUCGGAGCGCCUGACUGGACUGGCAGAUCCCUCCCCUCUACUGGCUUGCCUUUGCAUUUUAUGCUUGGCAAUUAAAGCCCCUAAAUAUGCCUCUGCACUAAAAGAAUACCGAAGAACCUAGAAAUACAAUUAUUAACCAAACAUAUACACUUGUUUAAAUACUGUGAGUGUUUUGACAUGGCUAAUCCUAGCACUAAUCAAGAAGGAAGCGGUAAUCCUGACACACUGGAGAAAAGUAAUGAAGAUACUCAGCCUUUGGUAAAUACAGAGAGGCGGAAUAAGUGUGGCAUCAUAAGUGAACCUUUAAAUAAAUGCCUGAAAAAGUCUCGUCCAUUGUCACACUACUUUGACAGUACCAGUGCUGUAAGUGAACAGUCAAACAAUGGAACCUCCUUAAAUAAUAGCAGUGAAUCACUUCCUACAAAGUCUAAUUCUACCUCAAAGCACAAAACCAUCUCUAACAUGUUGAACAAGUCAUAUAGGGUAUCAGAUCUGUCCUUGGAUGCACAGAAUGGUUUGCAGCAGUUCACUCAGGCUAUGGAGAUGCUAAAAAGAGUAGGCGCCGAGCACAUUCCUAUACCAAAUGAGCAUGGACAAGCUAUUAAUGACAUGGAAGGUGUUUCAGCUGCAGAAACAAUGAACAUUCCUACAGAUUUUCCUUACCUUGGGGCUUUUCCUAUUAAUCCAGGGCUUUUCAUUAUGACUCCUGCAGGGGUUUUUCUGGCAGACAGUGCACUUCAUAUGGCUGGUUUGGCAGAAUAUCCAGCCCAGACUGAACUGGCAUCAGCCAUAAACUCUGGGAAAAAGAAAAGAAAAAGGUGUGGGAUGUGCCCUCCAUGCAGGAGACGGAUAAAUUGUGAGCAAUGCAGCAGCUGUAGGAAUCGCAAGACUGGUCAUCAGAUUUGCAAAUUCCGGAAAUGUGAGGAACUGAAAAAGAAGCCUUCUGCAGCACUGGAGAAAGUAAUGCUUCCUUCAGGAGCUGCAUUUCGAUGGUUUCAGUAAUAGUGGAAAUUCCAAAGCUCUGUUGACUGCAAAGCCACAGCUUGCUUGCAUUGUAUCAGGCAAGGAGUUUAACCUGGAGUGAAUGGAUGCACCUAUGUUUUCUUAGAACCAAAAAGAAUCUUCUCUGGCAGAUGCCAUUCUUGUUUUUAUUGGAAAAAAAAAUUUAUGUUUAGCAUCUUUAGUCCAAGUAAAUCAUUUGAGUUUUUUUUUUAUAUGUACCAGUACAAUACAGUACAGAACAAAGGCUUCAUAGUUGGAGAAUGGACAAUCAUUUUUUUGUAUUUGAUGUUGAUGUUAUUUGUGUGGAAAGCUGCAGUACUUGUGUAGAGAAUGUAAAUUUACAGUAAACUUUAAAAAAAAAAUGCUACUAAUGAAAAGCACUACUGUAAUCGAGCACAUUUAAUUGUGUACAGUACCUAAACUUACUCUUUUGUUUCCCGUCGCUAAAAUUUGGUUGAAUGCUCUCUUAAAUGCUCAUUUUGAUGUCUUGUAAUCAAUGCAGCUUUGGAUGUUGCAUUUUUCCACAUCCUAGAAUGUAUUAUAACCAGCAAAUUAAUUAAAUAUCAAGACAUAAUAGAAUUAAGGUGAUUUACACCUGUUCACUGCUGUCCAGUUUAAUCUGGAAAUAUGAAUGAUAUACUGAAUAAAUUAUACAGUGUACACUU